Paecilomyces variotii is the source of this 5415-nucleotide messenger RNA. Its product is annotated as putative COPII vesicle coat protein Sec16. The coding region runs from base 1 to 5415 and encodes 1804 amino acids. The record is from RefSeq and is a predicted model, not a curated record. Gene Ontology annotation, biological process: COPII vesicle coat assembly; Golgi organization; autophagy. Gene Ontology annotation, cellular component: endoplasmic reticulum exit site; ER to Golgi transport vesicle membrane. Lineage: Eukaryota; Fungi; Ascomycota; Eurotiomycetes; Eurotiales; Thermoascaceae. The transcript has 2 exons.
AUGUCCAGCAGCAAUGGAAAUGGCGCGUCUGCAGUCGCGCCCGACGCUUCGUGGAAUCCCGCCCUCCGAGCGGAGACGGCAGAGGACCAUCCUCUGCCGUCUGCGGAAUCGACCAGUUUACACUUGAGCGCAAAGAACUCUGCACCGGAGAUUUUAGAUAAUCUGUCAGAGAGACAUAACGCACCAGAGGCUUCGGAUGAGAAUGGUGUUGUGCCCACGAUCGACCAUGGUGGUUCUGAUAGUCCGGUUCAGAAUCCCAUUGAAGGCGGAAAUGGGCACACUCACGCAGAGUCUGAAUCGAGCACACCACCCCAGGAAAAUAACGAGCCUGGGAUAUCGUCUGCCAAUGCCACCGGAGAUUCUGGAGAGAAACGCGCGGAUGGAUUUGAUUGGGGCGAUGACGAGACGGCUUCCGCUUUCGAUUCUAUCGGUGCUUCUACAGGGCAUGCUCAAGGCGAGGAGACGAAUGGUUUGACGAAUUCGGAUUCAGCUUUGGCAGAGUCUGCUGUUCCGAAGGAGGAUGUUGCUGCCACGGAGUUGGCUACCGACCCAGAAGAGCCCGCUGCGAGCGAGCAGACACACCUGCCAAUGUCUCAGACUACGAAUGGGGAAACCCGGGAGAAAGAGAACGCCUAUUGGAAUGAGUCGGGGAACGGUGCCACAGAUUCAGAAGACGACUUCUUUGAUCAGUUGAGGACGCAGACCAAACCAAUCUACGUACCUCCAGAAGCUGAAACUCGAUAUGAAGAGGGCAUCCCUCUCGUGGAGGAUCUGCCUGAGACACCGGUCUCGCCAGAAGCCAAAAGGGGCAGCCGAUUAUCCAAGAUUUUUGACGAUGAUUAUGAAGGUGAUGACUUCUUUAGCUCUGCGCAGAAGUCCUCUGUUCCAGAAGUGGUUCCUCCUCCUGUCAAGCGCAAGGACACGUCGGAGGUAUUAGGUUCUAUGGACUUUUCUAGGGAUGAAGAAAGUAGUGAGAGUCCAGCACCGUUUUUGCAACCUCCUGAUGGAGAAAAUACUCAGUCUAUCCAAAAGACAUCAUCUGAGGAGGACCUUGCUGCUCGAUGGCAAGCUGAAUUGGAUGACGACGACUUGUUGAUAGAUGACGAUCUCGCUGGAAAUACUCCGGCAGCUACACAACCAGUUCCGGAACCUACACCUCUGAAUGAUAUCCAACCAGCGAGUCAAAACACAGGUUACUGGCCUCAGCAAGGCUUUGUCGACUCUCAAGUCAAGCCGAAUCUAUACACGCCUCAUCAACCAUCGAUAUCAGAGCUGACACAGGGUUUACCUCUGCCGACAUACGGGCAGGGAAGCAGUCCCUUUGUUCCACCGGCAUAUUCCAAUCAGCCCCAACCGGCAGCUACUGGGGAGAAAGCUGAAAGCUUCGUACAUCGCUCAAAGGAGGGCUAUAAAUCCCCUUAUGACAUCCCAGUCGACCUGACACGUCCAAGGAGGGCGGUUAAAACGCCUAAGCCCGUCGUCGUGUCGCCGGUUACUGCUACAUCUGCGGCUACUGCCAUGCCCCCUCCUCCUCCCAGGAGCAGUAGCAUUACUAGUAUGCCGCCUCCACCGGCAGCGACGCCGCCGGCACCACCAGUGACGGCGCCCAAAAAUUUCUAUGAAGAGCUUCCUCCGCCCUCGAAGUCUCGUCCAGCAAGCAGAGGUAGAUAUACUCCACAGCCUGCUGCUGCUUCAACUGCCGUACCUUCACCGCCAGUGGCUGUACCGCCUUCUGCGCCUUUGUCUUCAGCCCCUCCCCGCCCCGCUACCGAUUCAUACGCGUCUAAGCUUCAACAGCCCGAACGCAUAGAUCCGUAUGCUACUCUUCCUGUCCCGAGUGCUCCUUCGGCAGGGCCCGGUGCCGCCUCGAGAUACUCGCCCCAGCCUCCUGGGCAACUAGCGGCCAAACCUCCACCAUCUCCGAGAUACUCCCCCGCUCCGCCUCCUCAGUCUACUGCGCCGCCUGCUCGCAAUCGCUAUGCUUCUCAACCAGCAGGUGUUGGUCCUCAGUCGAACGUCUUGCCCUUCCAGCCGCGCACGUCAAGCCCCCUCGCUCAUCAUGAGAGAAAUGCGUAUCGACCUCAAGCCUCCUUUGAAGUACCAGAAGCACAACAGGAAAGUGUAUCACCUCCUCUCCUGCAGCGAGGGCAGACUCCCGAGCACCUCAAUUCUCCGGUGCCCUCCCAGCAGAUGUCUCCCUCUAGCAACCGAUAUGCACCUCCAACCUACGUCAAUGAGUUUGCAGGGCGAGUCGAAUCGGAGCCGCAGCCGCAACCGCAACAUAUACCUCAGCCAAGGAUUCCCUCGCAGCUGCCUGCGCCUGCUAAUGAUGUGCAGUUCGCCCCUCCCCGGAGGUCAAUUACACAGUCUCCCGGGAGACAGCUAGCUGGUCCAAGUCUGUCAAUGACUACGACUGAACCAUUCCAAAGACCUGCUUCUGUGCAUGAUCCUAGCUCCCCAACAAAAAGUGUUAAUCCGUAUGCUGCCUCUGCGCGAACAUUGCCGCAGCAGCUUCAGUUUAUACCUCCAACCGAUGACCAGCAAUUAGAUCCUCUUGAACGCUGGAAGGGAGCCCCUAUCAUCGGCUUUGGCUUCGGAGGCGGUGUCACUACGUGCUUUCCUAAACAUAUCCCUCGAUACACAGCUGGAAGUCUCGCACCACAGAUUAAGCCUACGCCUGGGGAGGUGAAGAUACGUCAAUUUCGUGAUAUCUUGCCACCUGCGGAAAAUAUAGUACAGUACCCGGGCCCUCUGAAAUCGAAGUCAAAGAAGAAGGAGGUCAUUGCUUGGUUAUCAAGCAAGAUCGCUGAGUUCGAGAACUCUGGCAUCUCGGAGGCUUCUCGUCUGCACCCGGAGCCUGACAAACGCCAUGAAGAGAAAGUACUCCUUUGGAAGAUAGUCAGACUCCUCGUGGAACAUGAUGGCACUUUAGAAGGAUCGCCUGAUAUUCAAAAAUCCAUCCGCAGUGUUCUGUUCCCGGGUCUCGAAACCUCUGAGACCGAGCAGCUAUAUAGCAGUGAUCUCAAUGCAUCUGGCAUAUAUCAGCCCACUGGGUCGUCUUCUCAGCCUGAUGCUGUGGAUUUCGUGACUCUCCAGAAAAUUCGAAAUGACCUUCUUGCUGGCGAGCGGGAGAAGGCAGUCUGGAAUGCGGUGGACGGCCGUCUAUGGGGCCACGCAAUGCUGAUUUCGUCGACGCUGGACCGGUCUGUCUGGAGACAGGUGGUCCAAGAAUUUGUUAGAAGAGAAGUGCGCUCUGCUGGUCCCCAUAGUGAAUCUCUCGCGGCACUCUAUGAGAUAUUCGCAGGAAACCUCGAGGAGAGCAUAGACGAACUGGUCCCUCCUUCUGCUCGGGCAGGUUUGCAGAUGGUGAGCAAACUAGAUGGCCAGGGGCCUGCCAAGAAUGCGCUUGAUGGUCUAGAUAGCUGGCGUGAUACUUUAGGACUGGUCUUGGGAAACCGCAGUGCCGAUGACUAUCAAGCCCUGGUUGCGUUGGGUCGACUACUUGCCUCCUACGGUCGCACAGAAGCUUCUCAUAUAUGCUACAUAUUUUCGCAAGCCAUGUCACCUCUCCAAUUAUUCGGCGGCGUGGAUGAUCCGCAGGCAAAUGUUGUACUUCUUGGAGCUGACCACCGCCAAUUUCCUACUACCUUCUUCCUUGAUGAAGAUGCGGUUCUUCUGACGGAGGUUUACGAGUUCGCUACAGCAGUGCUGAAAAAUUCCCCGGUUGCCGUUCUGCCACAUCUUCAGGCAUUCAAAAUCCAAUAUGCGAUGGCUUUGGUCGACAGUGGACGAAAGGCAGAAGCACAACAAUACUGUGAUGCAAUCGCAGCUACCUUGAAGGCGAGCACGAAACCUUCCCAUUAUUACCACCAGCGCCUAUUCUCGGAGCUCGACGAAUUGUCCACCCGCCUCAGGCAAGCGCCUGCUGAAGGUGGUUCGUCUUGGAUAUCGAAGCCCAGUAUGGAGAAGGUGUCGGGAUCUAUGUGGGCCAAGUUCAACAGCUUCGUUGCUGGAGACGACAGUGAAACCGCUCCAAACGGCUCUCCUAAACCAGGUGAGGAUAUCGGGCCUUUCGCCAAGGUUACUGGUACUCCGACCGUGAGCCGCUCUCCGUCGGUGUCGGAUCUGUACGGAUCUUAUCCUGCGUCAGCGCCGCAGCCUAUUCCGAGUACGUCAUCACGAUAUGCUCCGGGUAAUCAGUAUGCCCCGAAUGGGUCUCCUGAACAGUAUCGUGCAAGAUCAUCCCUGGACUCUCAGCGUUCUCCGUCCUUCGGCUUCCCGUUUGGUCAGCGACGUGGCUCGCAGGAGCCAUCUACCCCAGGCGAUACCAGUUCAUAUCAGGGCGGGGCUUUCAAUCCUUAUGGCUCGCCGGCUACUUUCGGCUACCAGGCUACUCCCCCACAGUCAUCUUACAUGCCUCUAGCGCCAGUAGAGGAGGACUUGGCCUCCCAAACGUAUCCACAACAAGGUGUCAGCUCACGACAGUCUUCGAUGUCGGGUGGUUAUAAUCCAGGUCACACUUUCCGCCAGAAUUCGUUUGGACAGCCCCUUCAUCCCCAAGAGCCUGCCGGUUACCCGGUAGCAAGUUCUACCUAUGAACCUCCAUCUGGCGGUACAUACGAACCUCCGUCAUAUGAACCGGAAGGCACAACGACUCCGGAAGACCAGGCCGAGUCACCUGUUGAGAAGCCGAAGAAAAAGUCCUUUAUCGAUGACGACGAUGAUGAUGACCUGGCCGCUCGCGCGGAAGCACUCAAGAAGGCCGAAAAGGAGAGAAAAGAUCGUGAGGCGGAUGAGGCGUUCAGGAGAGCUGCCGAAGCUGAUGCCAAAAAGCCUGCGCAAUCCGGCAAGAAAGGUUGGUUCGGCGGUUGGUUCGCAGGGAGGAGGGACAGCGAGACUUCUAACGGUGGUGGUCCUAUCCGCGCAAAGCUCGGCGAGGAAAAUUCCUUCUAUUACGACCCCAAUUUAAAGAAAUGGGUCAACAAGAAGGAUCCUAACAGCGCCAAUACCGCGACGCAAGCUACACCACCGCCGCCCAAGGGGCCUGCUCCGCAGAGCAGAGCCUCCAGCUCUGGCAGUGGUGCUGCCCCUACUGGUCCCCAAGCGCCUUCAAGCGGUCCAGCAUUUGCGGCUUCUAUGACACCCCCUUCGGUCGCCCCGCUACGCUCCGGCAGUCCAGCUACACCGUCGCUAGCUACGCCUCCAAAUUCUUUGCCACGAUCCUUGUCAUACGGUGCAGCAGCGAACUCGACGCCUCCUGCGGGCUCUAGCCUCGCGCCACCCUCUCGACCGUCCACUUCACUAAGCAAUGCUAGCUCGAUAGAUGAUUUGCUUGGGGCCCCGCAACCCCGAAAGGGAGGUACUGCCAGGGGAAAGAAGAAGGGAAGAGGCUACGUCGAUGUCAUGGCGAAAUGA